CCAAUAGAAGCAAUAUAUCCAAAAGCAUUUUUGAGAGGUGGCCGCAGCUUCUUCACAGACAUGGCAAUGGCAGUUUCAUUGAACUGGAUUCCACCUUCCUUUACAAAGAAGGCAAAUCAUGUCGCACAGUCAGCUCGACCGUGUGCUUUUUCUUUGCAAAACUCAGUCACAUGCCCCAAUGAAGAAAGUACAGGCAAUUGCAAGAGAAGACUGUUGCUGUUGGGUGUAGGAGCUAUUACAGCUAACUUAGUCCCUGCAACUUCUCUUCUUGCAGAACAAGUGAUACCUCAAAACUAUAGAGCGUUUGUUGACAUUCCAGAUGGCUAUUCUUAUUAUUACCCAUCAGACUGGAGGGAAUUUGAUUUUAGGGGACAUGAUUCGGCAUUCAAAGACAGGUUUCUUCAACUGCAAAAUGUUAGGGUGAGAUUCAUACCAACUGAUAAGAAAGACAUCCAUGACUUGGGACCAAUGGAUGAGGUGGUUUACAAUUUGGUGAAUCAUGUUUACGCUGCACCAAAUCAAAUGGUGAAUAUACUUGACAUGCAAGAGAGAACAAGUGAUGGGAAGAACUAUUACACCUUUGAAUAUGAGCUCACCUCUCCAAACUAUGCUAGUGCUUCCUUUGCAACAAUAGCUAUUGGAAAUGGGAGAUAUUACACACUGGUCGUUGGAGCACUCGAAAGGCGAUGGAGAAAGGUUCGGAACAAGCUGAAAGUGGUGGCUGACUCCUUCAAGGUGCUUGACAUCUGAAGAUCCCCACUGCUCUGACUGUAUGUAUGGCAGUACACACCAUUGGUGUUGUUUUUGUUGAGCAUCAUCUUCAACUUUAAUCAUUUACCAUUAUUCCUUCAAUUUUUCGAUCGUGGCUUCCUCUAUUAUUUCUUGCAUCUGAUAAUUUCUCGACACAGUACGAAUAACAUGAAAAUAGCAAUUUAACA
Messenger RNA from Hibiscus syriacus, 938 nucleotides. RefSeq names its product photosynthetic NDH subunit of lumenal location 1, chloroplastic-like. The transcript is spliced from 8 exons. Gene Ontology annotation, cellular component: extrinsic component of membrane; photosystem II; photosystem II oxygen evolving complex. Gene Ontology annotation, molecular function: calcium ion binding. The record is from RefSeq and is a predicted model, not a curated record. Gene Ontology annotation, biological process: photosynthesis. Bases 61 to 750 code for a protein of 229 amino acids. Lineage: Eukaryota; Viridiplantae; Streptophyta; Magnoliopsida; Malvales; Malvaceae.